Messenger RNA from Symbiodinium necroappetens, 1171 nucleotides. The record is from the annotation of a GenBank genome assembly. Lineage: Eukaryota; Dinophyceae; Suessiales; Symbiodiniaceae.
GUCUAUCCGGAGUCGGAUCUCCUUCGACGCCGGCGGGAACUGGCUACCUCUGCGUCCUCCCGGCAAGGAUUCUUCGGGAGGCAACAUCUCCUGUCAGCCAGGGCUCUGCGCCCUUCAUCUCCAUGAUGCGACCUUCCAAGACAAGUUCGUCCCCUUCUAUUCCUACGACAAGGCAGUUGGAAUCAUCAUGGGCGUCGGGAAUGUUGGGCCGCAGCUCAGCUUCGAGCCCCAGGAUGCCAACACUUACCUGUCGAGGGAUGGCGGGUACCUCUGGCAGGAGGUGAAGAAGGGAGUGCACAUCUAUGAAUUCGGGAAUCAUGGGGCUGUGCUGGUCAUGGCUGACAUCCUUGCCGCGACGGACGAAAUCAUCUACUCUCUGGACGAGGGCAACUCCUGGAAAACAGUCCAUCUGAGCAGCAAGAUGAACGUGACCAAUAUCCUCAUCGAGCCACGCGCGAUCUCCACGAAAUUCCUUGCCUAUGGGACCGUGGGAGGUGCUGGUGUCGUGCAAUUUCUCGACUUCGACGCGAUGGGAUGGUUGCCAUGCAAGAAGCCCGAAGAGCCUGGCGGCCAGUCGGACUACGAAGUGUGGUCGCCUGAGUUUGGCGGUCUCUGCCUCCUGGGAACGAAGAGAACGUACGUGCGACGCAAGCCCCUCUCGGAGUGCUUCAAUCGCCGGGAAGUGAAGCUGCCGAUGAUCUCGGUGCCCUGCCCCUGCACUCGAGAUGAUUUCGAGUGCAACGUGGGUUUCCAAGUGGCCCUGGACUCCCGAAACUGCGUGAAAUCCUCGAUGCCGCUGGUGGGCUCCGUGGGCCCAGCAGAAGAGACGGAAGCAGCAGAGUGCAGGUUCAGAGACACUUAUUCCGUGGAGAUGUAUCGACGGAUACCUGGCAAUGGCUGUGUUGGCGGCUUCGUUCCGCCAAGGUACGAGGCGAAGUGUCCGCAGGGGAGCAACGAGGCAGCCGGUGCCGGUGCCGGCUGGUCCUUGACGAGGCUGGUGCUCCUUGUCCUGGCUGUGGCCGUCCUGGUCUACGUGGCGAGGUCCGAGCGAUUCCAAGAUUGUUGGGAGACCUUGGCAAGCAGAGCCCGGAAUGUGGAUUUCAAGCCAGUCGGCACCACGGAGCUUCCCGGCAUUCCUCGCUACCGUGCUCCUUCAAUCGCUCGAUUCUGA